ACCCCCCGUGUGUGUGUGUGUGUGAUCCAGAAUGGAAGGCAAUCCAAUAGACAACCUUCCCUUGCCCUAAUGCCUCCUCCCUUCCUCAAACAAUUGACCAUCCUCAGAUAACUAGGUCGACAAACAUGGAGCAGGUGCCUCUUGUUGCCAGUGGCUCAAAGGCCACCACGACUCCCUUCUACAUCGCCUUAGAUCACAGAGCCUCCACAUCAUCUUCACCGCCGCCAUCUGCAGCCUCAGAUCCUUCUAGGCAGUCCAACAACGAGAUGGGAUCAGAAAUAAUCAAAGCGAAGAUCAUGUCGCACCCUCUCUAUCCGGCUCUCCUGAGAGCCUUCAUAGAGUGCCGGAAGGUCGGAGCGCCGCCGGAGGUUGUUGGUCGGCUUUCCGCCCUCGCCAGUGAGGUCGAGAUGAAUUCAGACGAAAGGCAAGAACAACCAGCAGACCCAGAGCUGGAUCAGUUCAUGGAGAUCUACUGCCAUAUGUUGGAAAGAUCCAGACAGGAGCUCACAAGACCAAUUCAAGAGGCCGACGAAUUCUUCAAAAGCAUGGAGGCCCAGAUCGACUCGUUUGCGCUAGAUGACAACAGCUACGAAGGAGGCGGUUCCUCCGACGAAGAUGAGCAAGAAACAGGCGACACGGCCGGGCUGCCGUUGCCGGAGAUCGGCAGCCCGUGCGGAGAAGACAAGGAGCUGAAGAACCGGCUCCUGAACAAGUACAGCGGCUACCUGAGCAGCCUCUGGAGGGAGCUCUCGAGGAAGAAGAAGAAAGGCAAGCUGCCGAGGGACGCGCGCCAGAAGCUCCUGCACUGGUGGCAGCUGCACUACAGAUGGCCCUACCCAUCGGAGCUGGAGAAGGCGGCGCUGGCGGAGUCGACGGGUCUCGACGCGAAGCAGAUCAACAACUGGUUCAUCAACCAGCGGAAGCGGCACUGGAAGCCAGCGCCGCCGCCGGCGCUAGCCAUGGACUACAGGCUGCACCCGCACGGCGGCGCUUCGAGCCGCUCGGAUUCCGCUGCUUUCCGCGUGGAGGGGCGGUACUUCACCGGAGGAAGCCCGUAUCCCCGUGGUCCGUGAUCGACGUCUGCAUGCAUGGCGCCGGCCGUGCAAUGCCUGUGUGGAUGUUUGCCGUACAUGCAUAUAUACGUGCUUUGGGUAUACACAUGGUGUGAGUGUGGAUGUGGUGUGUGCCUAUAUAUACACAUACAGCACUUUGAUGAUCUCCUUACUCGGUAUACAUAGCUAAUGUCAAAGCUAAAGUGUAACCUUAAUUGUAUUUCACUAACAUGAGAUAAGUUUUUUUUAUUCCAAAUACAUGAGAUAAGUUUGCUGC
Molecule: messenger RNA, 1329 nt
Organism: Phragmites australis (common reed)
Lineage: Eukaryota; Viridiplantae; Streptophyta; Magnoliopsida; Poales; Poaceae
Product: homeobox protein knotted-1-like 4
Exons: 5
Coding region: 126-1073 (315 amino acids)
Biological process (GO): regulation of DNA-templated transcription
Cellular component (GO): nucleus
Molecular function (GO): DNA-binding transcription factor activity, RNA polymerase II-specific; DNA binding
Source: RefSeq, a predicted model, not a curated record